AUGGCCGAUGGAAGGAAUGAUGAUACGGUGCCGGUGGUCACCAAACAAAUGAGAGGAGUGAUUGCCGAAGAAGUAGGGAAGGCAAUUGAGAAUAGUCUAUCUGGUUUUAUAGACAAAAUUCAAAACACGGUGCUUAAUGUGGUAGAGGAACAAAUCCAAAGGUUGGAAGAAAAUGCCAACCGAGCCAAGGAAAAGUCCGGAGAACGGAAAGGUUGUUCAUACAAGGAGUUCAUGGCGUGUAAACCGCCAAUUUAUACUGAGGAGGUCGAUCCGAUAAUAUGCCAACAGUGGCUAAGCGACAUCGAGGGAGUGUUUGAAAGGACCCACUGUGAGGUAAGCGAUUUUGUAGCUUACGGUACGGGUCAGUUAAGAGGUCAAGCCAAGGACUGGUGGGAUAAUAAGAAGAAGGAGAUUGGGGCCGAUGCUGCAAAGGCUAUGACUUGGGAUGAGUUUAAGGCACCAUUCCUUAAACACCAUAGCCCCAAGGCGGUCAUCAACAGAAUAAAGGAGGAAUUCAUCCAGUUGAGGCAAAAGGGUGAAUCGAUAGACAAGAUUAUGGGCAUCUUUCUCGAUAAAUUAAGGUUUUGUGACGAGCUGGAAAUCGAACUCAAAAAGCAGAUUGAACGGGGUGAACGAAGGGCAGUAGAUGUUAACCCGAGCCCUACGAAGAAGGCACUAACAACGGAGUCAAUAAAGAAGACGGAUGUGAAAGGUGGAUCACCGAGUUGCAAAGUAUGUGGAAAGGGACACAAAGGCGAAUGUCGCUUUAAAGAUAAACCAUGCCCCAUAUGUGGAAAGACAGGGCAUACGGCCGCGCUAUGUCCGGGGAAAGUUUCGGUGUGCUAUAAGUGCUAUCAGCCGGGUCACAAAAAGUCGGAGUGCCCGGAGGUGGACGGGAAAAGGAACGAGAAGGAUGUACAGAUGGAGGCACAAAAGGCAAGGGCCAGAUCCUUCCAAUUAACCGCAGCCGAAGUAAAGAUAGAACCUGAUGUCGUUUCGGGUAAGUUUCUUGUGAAUUCAAUUUUAACACAAAUUUUAUUCGAUACAAGUGUGAAUAGUUGCAUAUGGGCAUAUAUGAGUAGUGAAAAGAGUGAAUUAUAUAAAUGA
This is a messenger RNA of Helianthus annuus (common sunflower), 1107 nucleotides long. RefSeq lists its product as uncharacterized. The record is from RefSeq and is a predicted model, not a curated record. Lineage: Eukaryota; Viridiplantae; Streptophyta; Magnoliopsida; Asterales; Asteraceae. The transcript is spliced from 2 exons. Gene Ontology annotation, molecular function: nucleic acid binding; zinc ion binding. The coding region runs from base 1 to 1107 and encodes 368 amino acids.